AUGCUUCCAUCGAGAAAACCGAUCGAUCGAUAUCAUAGUGUUUACUUAAUUAUACUGCUUAAUGGAUUUGGUAUCGUAAUCACGUGGAAUAUGUGGAUUACUAUCGCUCCUACGUAUUAUGUGGAAUAUAAAUUAAUUGAAGUGGACAGAAAUAACACACAACAUUUGUCGUCGUCGUAUGCAACAAACUUUCUUAUUUAUUUGAUUUUGGCUUCAAAUUUACCUUGUUUCAUACUUAAUUUAAUUAAUUUAUUCUUUACUUUCAAUGGCAGUCUUGAAAAACGAAUUAACUUUUCGCUUACGGUUAUCGCAUUGAUCUGCUUAAUUACACUUGUAUUCACCGUUAUUGAUACUUCCAGCAUGGUUACGAUAUUUUUUAUUAUAACAAUUACUACGAUAGUAAUACAAAACGCAGCAUGUGGUCUAUAUCAAAAUUCACUAUUUGGUUUGGUUGCAAUUUUCCCACCGCGAUAUACCAGUGCUAUUCUUCUUGGUAGUAAUAUAUGCGGUAUUUUCGUAUCCACCGUUAAUAUUAUUACACUUGUUGCAACAAAUAAUAUUCAAACUGCUGCUUUCUUCUAUUUCUUCAUAUCACUUUUAGCAGUUCUCGCAUGUUUGGGCUCAUUAUUUAUGCUUGUAAAAUUAGAUUUUUAUCAACAUUACAUGCAAAAUGCAGCCGAAAAAAUGGCAAAUAAAAAUUUAAAUGAAAUAUUUGAAUUUAAACGAAAUAAUAGCACAAAUGAAAUUGGAUUGAAAAUUGAUAAUUGCGAGUUUAACAAACGUACGAACAUUUCAAACUGUGAUAACAUUGAUUUAUUAACUGUAAAUUUCCGAAUGAAAUUAUACUUGUAUUACGACAUUUUUAAAAAGGUUACCUUAUUAUGCUAA
This is a messenger RNA of Loa loa (African eye worm), 888 nucleotides long. RefSeq lists its product as hypothetical. Bases 1 to 888 code for a protein of 295 amino acids. Gene Ontology annotation, cellular component: plasma membrane. Lineage: Eukaryota; Metazoa; Nematoda; Chromadorea; Rhabditida; Onchocercidae. Gene Ontology annotation, biological process: nucleoside transmembrane transport. The transcript is spliced from 6 exons. Gene Ontology annotation, molecular function: nucleoside transmembrane transporter activity. The record is from RefSeq and is a predicted model, not a curated record.